Messenger RNA from Scleropages formosus (Asian bonytongue), 3666 nucleotides. It is a transcript of the gene prpf6, whose product is annotated as PRP6 pre-mRNA processing factor 6 homolog (S. cerevisiae). The transcript has 21 exons. Gene Ontology annotation, biological process: spliceosomal tri-snRNP complex assembly; mRNA splicing, via spliceosome. The record is from RefSeq and is a predicted model, not a curated record. Gene Ontology annotation, cellular component: U4/U6 x U5 tri-snRNP complex; catalytic step 2 spliceosome. Gene Ontology annotation, molecular function: protein binding. Lineage: Eukaryota; Metazoa; Chordata; Actinopteri; Osteoglossiformes; Osteoglossidae. The coding region runs from base 16 to 2979 and encodes 987 amino acids.
UGUGCAGCAGCGGAGAUGGCGAGCGCAGCGGGAAAGCAGACCUCGAAAAGCUCGUCGAAGCCGGGCUCCUCCGGGGGCUCGGGCGGCGGCGGUGGCAGCGGGGGAGCCGCGAAUAGCCUGUCGGGUUCCGGCGCUGCGGUGUCGCUCAGCGGCUCCCUCAACAAGAAGAAGAAGCCGUUCCUGGGCAUGCCGGCGCCGCUCGGCUACGUGCCGGGCCUCGGCAGAGGGGCCACAGGUUUCACAACGCGAUCCGAUAUCGGUCCUGCUCGGGAUGCCAAUGACCCUGUUGAUGACCGACACGCCCCCCCGGGGAAGAGGACCGUUGGAGACCAGAUGAAGAAGAACCAAGCGGACGAUGAUGACGAGGAUCUCAACGACACCAACUAUGACGAGUUCAAUGGCUACGCGGGCAGUCUGUUCUCUAGUGGGCCGUACGAGAAGGAUGACGAGGAGGCCGAUGCCAUUUAUGCUGCCCUGGACAAAAGGAUGGAUGAACGCAGGAAAGAGAGAAGGGAGCAGAGGGAGAAGGAGGAGAUUGAGAAGUACCGUAUGGAGAGACCCAAGAUUCAGCAGCAGUUUUCGGACCUUAAGAGGAAGCUGGCUGAGGUCACCGAGGAGGAGUGGCUCAGCAUUCCCGAGGUCGGAGAUGCCCGCAACAAGCGCCAGAGGAACCCGCGCUAUGAGAAGCUCACUCCUGUUCCCGACAGCUUCUUUGCCAAGCACCUGCAGAGUGGCGACAACCAUACCACUGUGGACCCCCGGCAAGGGCAAUUCGGGGGCCUGAACACCCCAUUCCCUGGCGGUCUCAACACUCCCUACCCUGGGGGCAUGACCCCUGGCCUGAUGACCCCAGGAACGGGGGAGCUGGACAUGAGAAAAAUUGGUCAGGCAAGGAACACACUGAUGGACAUGAGGCUGAGCCAGGUGUCUGACUCGGUCAGUGGGCAGACAGUGGUGGACCCCAAGGGCUACCUGACAGACCUCAACUCAAUGAUUCCCACGCACGGUGGGGACAUCAGCGAUAUCAAGAAGGCACGCCUACUGCUGAAGUCUGUGCGGGAAACAAACCCUCACCACCCCCCAGCCUGGAUCGCAUCGGCUCGCCUGGAAGAGGUAACGGGCAAACUGCAGGUGGCCAGGAACCUCAUCAUGAAGGGGACUGAGAUGUGUCCCAAGAGCGAGGAUGUCUGGCUAGAGGCCGCCAGGCUUCAGCCUGGGGACACAGCCAAAGCAGUGGUAGCCCAAGCAGUCCGACACCUCCCACAGUCCGUCCGCAUCUACAUCAGGGCGGCUGAGCUGGAGACGGAUGUCCGUGCCAAGAAGCGCGUCCUCAGGAAAGCUCUAGAGAAUGUGUCCAAGUCAGUACGUCUGUGGAAGACAGCCGUGGAGCUGGAGGAACCUGAGGAUGCCAGGAUCAUGCUGAGCAGAGCUGUGGAGUGCUGUCCGACCAGCGUGGAGCUAUGGCUGGCCCUGGCCAGGCUGGAGACGUACGAGAAUGCCAGGCGAGUUCUCAACAAGGCCCGCGAGAACAUCCCCACCGAUCGGCACAUUUGGAUCACAGCUGCAAAGCUGGAGGAAGCCAACGGCAACACGCAGAUGGUGGAGAAGAUCAUUGACAGAGCCAUCACAUCGCUGCGUGCUAACGGAGUGGAGAUCAAUCGUGAGCAGUGGAUCCAGGAUGCGGAAGAAUGCGAUAAAGCUGGCAGCGUGGCCACCUGCCAAGCGGUGAUCCGGGCGGUCAUUGGCAUUGGGAUAGAGGAGGAAGACUGCAAACACACAUGGAUGGAGGAUGCGGAGAGUUGCGUGGCUCACGGAGCCCUGGAGUGUGCGCGCGCCAUCUACGCACACGCCCUGCAGCAGUUCCCCAGCAAGAAGAGCGUGUGGCUAAGGGCUGCCUACUUCGAAAAGAACCACGGCACCCGGGAGUCCCUGGAGGCCCUCCUGCAGAGAGCCGUGGCUCACUGUCCCAAGGCGGAGGUGCUGUGGCUGAUGGGGGCCAAGUCCAAGUGGCUGGCUGGAGAUGUGCCCGCGGCCCGUAGCAUCCUAGCGCUAGCUUUCCAGGCAAACCCAAACAGUGAGGAGAUCUGGCUGGCAGCCGUGAAGCUUGAGUCUGAGAACAAUGAAUAUGAACGUGCUCGUCGACUGCUGGCCAAGGCCCGGAGCAGUGCGCCCACUGCCAGGGUGUUCAUGAAGUCCGUGAAGCUGGAGUGGGUGCUGGGGAACAUUGAUGCGGCUCAGGAACUCUGUACUGAGGCGUUGAAGCACUAUGAGGACUUCCCCAAGCUGUGGAUGAUGCGUGGUCAGAUCGAGGAGCAGUCCGGUAGCACGGACAAGGCUCGUGAGGCCUACAACCAGGGGCUGAAGAAGUGUCCCCAGUCUAUACCGCUGUGGCUGCUGUUGUCGCGCCUCGAAGAGAAAGCAGGUCAGUUGACUCGUGCCCGUGCCAUCCUGGAGAAGUCACGCCUGAAGAACCCACAGAACCCCGAACUCUGGCUGGAGUCUGUGAGGCUUGAGUAUCGAGCUGGGCUGAAGAACAUCGCAAAUACGCUGAUGGCCAAGGCCCUGCAGGAGUGUCCCAACUCAGGCAUCCUGUGGGCUGAGGCCGUGUUUCUGGAAGCCAGACCGCAGCGGAAGACCAAGAGUGUGGAUGCCUUGAAGAAGUGUGAACAUGACCCCCACGUCCUUCUGGCUGUGGCCAAGCUCUUCUGGAGCGAACGCAAGAUAACAAAGGCCAGGGAGUGGUUCCUGCGCACAGUGAAGAUAGAGCCCGACCUCGGGGACGCCUGGGCCUUUUUCUACAAGUUUGAGCUGCAGCACGGGACCGAGGAGCAACAGGAAGAGGUGCACAGGCGCUGUGAGAAUGCGGAGCCUCGGCACGGUGAGCUCUGGUGUGCUGAGUCCAAGCACGUCCUCAACUGGCAGAAGAAGAUUGGCGAGAUCCUCGUGUUGGUAGCCGCAAAGAUCAAGAACACUUUCUGAGGCACCGCCCUCAUGACAGUGAUCUCCAUUCCCAUUGGACUCCUGGUGUGACAUCUUACUUCUCAUUGGCCGCUGAUUUCCUCCAUUAAAAACCUGGUCCUCCCACUCCAGUCCCACUGUACAAUGUGCCCCCCAGCAGGGGUCCCAGUCGAACAGUUCUGGAUAUUUUAACAGAAGUAUUUGGUGAAAGAAGAGGGUUAUUGGUACCACAAAUGUCUGGUGUUUUGUUUAGAAAAAGGCCUGAGAUCCAAUUGUAAUGGAGGAGCCAUUGACGUGCAUGCGCGCACACACCUUGAUUUGUUCGGUGAUUUUUCUUUAAAUAUUGAAUUCAAGCUUUUUUCUCUCCGAUUUUCACCAGUUGACCAUAGUGUAUAUUUUUUUUGUAUGUGUACUUGACGUUUUAGUGAUGAAACCACGGUAUAAAUCUCUUGGAUGGAUCCAGACUCUUUCAGCUGUGUAAAUAUGAGUUUGUUUUAAACUUUUUUUCCUCGUGUUCCUCACAGCAGAGAGUGAAUAUCCCUUACGUUGUGUCUGAGUUCAGGUGAUGGGUGUAAGGAUCAUGGAGGUGCCGCUCUGUGUCUGCCCCUCAUUCUGUGCUGUCUCAACAGCUCACUGUCCCCUUUCUGUACUUUCUGCAGUAGCAGUAGCUCCUCAGUUUGUGGAUAAGUGGCAAAAAUAAACUUUAUG